This is a messenger RNA of Marchantia polymorpha subsp. ruderalis, 1912 nucleotides long. Lineage: Eukaryota; Viridiplantae; Streptophyta; Marchantiopsida; Marchantiales; Marchantiaceae. The record is from the annotation of a GenBank genome assembly.
CUCAAGAGUUCAAUGUACCUACGAAGACGUAAAUUCCGCGAUGCCUUGGAAACACCAGUUUCAUCCUGGUGGUUCUUCUUCAGGGUGGCCGGUUCAUAAGAGGGCUUCUAAAUGUUAUAUCCCAUGCGUCUCCACCUCCGUCUACCAGAUGAUGAACAAAUGGCAUCAUGAGGGGUUGAAGGCCACGUGUCGUUUUCGGCCGAAAAAGGUGUGUCCCAAUUUGUCCGAAGAAAGCAGACGCUGAAGAGAAGGCGAUCAAUUCAAUCCUCUCGGCCCCUUUCCGAGCUACGGCAGCGCUUGAAUUCCGAGCUGCCGCUGCGGACGGCGAAAGAUAUGGUGGAGAGCAGCAACGACAGAUUCCGAUAGAAAGAACGUCCUCAGUGCGGAAUUGAGCAGCUGCAGAGAAUGCCAUACCGUCGAUAGUGACAGACGAGCUCCGGUGACACGCUCCGGAUAGGAGUGGCGAUUUCGUCCCGUGCUCCCAUGGCCGUAAUGGCUGGUCGGGUGGCGGAAUUGCUGGUUGCGACCUCUGUUCCGAGAAGGCCGAGCUCGCACUCGAGCCAGCACGUGAGCGCAAGUGGGAGGGCCAGGGCCAAAUGUGCAGCGAGCGCUGUGAGUUCGGGAGCUUGCUUACUCACAUCGUUCUGCCGUCCUCGGACGACGGGCAGCAGUGCAGGUCGAGCGAGGGCGAUCUUCGCAGGGGCGGGAGGCACUCCGGCGAGGGACGAGGAGACAUUGCUGAAGAAGAAGGCCGCGGAUUUAGCGCCUCAUUUGUCAGGGAGCAGCAUUUUCCUCGUGGGUAUGUCGAGAACGGACAAGUCCACCGUGGGCAAGCACCUCUCGCAGGCUCUCGGGUACUACUUCUUCGACAGCAUGGAAUUGGUGGAGACGGCUGCCGGAGACGCCGUGCGGGAGAUGAUCGAGCAAGAGCUUCUGGAUGCUGAGACGGAAGUUCUCAUGCAGCUGUCUCCCAUGGUUCGUCUGGUCGUUGCCACGGGAGAAGGUGCCGUAGUCAGUCCGCGGAACUGGAGCUAUUUGAGGACUGGAGUCACCGUCUGGAUCGAUGUGCCCGCGGAUCAUCUGAUUCAAACCAUCGCAGAAUCCGAGCCGCCUCCGGAGCUGGUGGAUGAUACGAGAAAAAUGCUGAGAGCGAGAGCAGAGUACUACGCUAAUGCUGAUGUCACUGUCUCCAUCGAGGAGCUUGCAGCCAAGAAGAACAUCGAUGAUUUGGCGUCACUCACUGCUCCCAUGGUCGCUCUUCACGUUCUCGAAGAGAUCGAUAGAGUUCUAAAGAAAGCGUAGAUUCUUACACAGGAUACUGAACAACCAAGACAUGGGGCAUGUCUGUCUUGUAGGGUAGAGUAGAUGGUGAGGAAGAGGUCAGCAAAUUGCUGAAUUUAUACUUGGACCACGUUGACGAUCGGACGAGGUGCGGCUCCUCUCAUUGUAUGGCACAUACCAAUGCAUGUGCAAGUGCUCGCAAUGUUCGUUACAUGAUUGUAGAGUCCGCCUCUGCGUGUCGCAGAGUAGGAGCCCACUCGGAUCAUGGGUAGCCCUCUCCUUCAUGUAAUUUACAGGCACAACAGAUUCGUAUAUGACUUGAAGCUCCUAAGAGACCUGGACUUUUUGUAUACUGUGGCCAGCUGUCAUCUUCCACCAUUGAACAGGCGGGGGCCUGAUACUAAUGUCUUAUCUGAGGACGUUGGAAAAGAUUCAAGCUCGAUUGCUGCAUCUCGGUAGAGGUCCGAAGAGCGCUAUGUUCCAAAACAUAUAUAUGAUUUAGACGUCUGUGGUUUAAGUUCCUAAUCACAAGCAACUUCCUCACUGAAGCAACUCUCUUUGCCCCAGUCAUGAGGACAGUACAACAGAAGUGCUCGAUCUGUAGAUGUGCAAUUGAGGAAUUUUGGUAUUU